AUGCCGGAAUACCAUGGUGCUUGUCUUUGCGAAGCCGUUAAAAUCUCUGUACAAGUAGAGAGGCCUGAACUUAGCAUCUGUCACUGCGAAAGUUGCCGGAAAUGGUGUUCAGGACCUUUUAUGGCUUUUGUAGCGCAAGAUUUUCAUUUGGAACCCAAGGAAAAGGUAUCCCACUAUUCAUCUUCCGACAUAGCCAAACGAGCAUUUUGCAAGAUUUGCGGUACUUGUUUAACCUUUUAUUAUCACAACAUGAAACAAGUCUUUGUAAACCCUUGGAUUCUCAGGAACGUUCAAGGCAUAACUACUGGCGUUGAAGUAUGUUACGAUAAUAAGCCCGAUUGCUACUCUUUCGACAACAAAACCGAGAAAUAUACAGAAGCUGAAACGAUGGCAAUGGUAGAUACAUCCUAA
Messenger RNA from Schizosaccharomyces osmophilus, 411 nucleotides. RefSeq names its product CENP-V, S-(hydroxymethyl)glutathione synthase. The record is from RefSeq and is a predicted model, not a curated record. Bases 1 to 411 code for a protein of 136 amino acids. Gene Ontology annotation, molecular function: carbon-sulfur lyase activity. NCBI's taxonomy places the organism in Eukaryota, Fungi, Ascomycota, Schizosaccharomycetes, Schizosaccharomycetales, Schizosaccharomycetaceae. The transcript has a single exon.